Strongylocentrotus purpuratus (purple sea urchin) is the source of this 1561-nucleotide messenger RNA. RefSeq names its product neurogenic locus notch homolog protein 1-like. The record is from RefSeq and is a predicted model, not a curated record. Gene Ontology annotation, cellular component: protein-containing complex; plasma membrane. Bases 61 to 1053 code for a protein of 330 amino acids. Gene Ontology annotation, molecular function: calcium ion binding. The transcript has 7 exons. NCBI's taxonomy places the organism in Eukaryota, Metazoa, Echinodermata, Echinoidea, Camarodonta, Strongylocentrotidae. Gene Ontology annotation, biological process: establishment or maintenance of epithelial cell apical/basal polarity; heterophilic cell-cell adhesion.
UCUGUAGGAUACAAUUCAACAUUCACGUUUGAAGCAGGCUGCAUCAUAAUACAACCGAGAAUGAAGCUUUUUAAUCGACUUUGGAUAUCAACUGUUGUGAUGGUAACCGUUGCAAGAAUUCCACCAUCGCUCAGUUCGAACCCACAGACCUGUGAGAAACCAAUUUCCCUUUAUAGCGAAGGAAAACUUCAGCGUAUAAAUGGAGAGAAAGUCGCCAAGGAACACUGUCCAGUUAGAGAGGCACACGACGGUCAACCGAUUCAAACCAUUCCAAAGUUGAUCCGGAGGUCGAUGUCCAUACCACCCUGUCCAGGCCGAGCACACACUUCGGAUGUGUCGGGAAUAUUCGUUUGUCGUAUUCCAGAUUGUCUGUCCAACCCUUGCCAAAAUGGGGGCUCAUGUGAGGAGACUAAGGACAGUUUCAAGUGCCUCUGCCCAUCUGUUUUUACUGGUGUUACGUGUGAAACAGCCGUCGAUAUAACGUCAAACACAAGCACCACUGGAAAGCCUGCUUUGACAACGAAGUCCGGGAUGACAUUGACCACCAUCGACAUUGGAAUGGAAGAUACGACCACGAUGUCGACAACGGAUAACUUGUCAACCCAUGAAGAGUGUUCUCACGCAAACAGGACGUGCCCGCCAGGCUGGGAUGCAUUCGGUUGCAAGUGCUACAAGUACAUUAGGGACAAAGAAUUAUGGACCUGGCAUUUCAACAAAUGCCAGGAUCUUUACGCUGCUACCAUGUUGGUCAUCGAGUCUGAAGAGGAGGACGAUUUCAUUAUUCGUUCAUACGGUUGGGGCCUAUACGCCAUCUGGCUGGGAUGCAAAAGACCAUCUGGAAAUUCAUCCUGGUACUGUCCUGCAACCGGUGCAAGGUGGUCAGAGUCAUUUAGCUAUCCCAACAACAGCUACUGGAACUGGGCCAGUACGGAACCAAACGAAGAUUAUCGAUCCGACAGCUGUCUUCUGAAGAGUUUUUUCAGUGUGACUAAUAACUGGAACGAUGUCACUUGUAAGGCCCAUCGCAGAUCCGUGUGUGAGAUCUUUAAUUAAAAGAAAGAUUGUACGCAAAACUUUAGAAUUUUAAUAUUUCCUAUGUUAAGUCUACCGAAGUACAUUAACGAUAUGCUUUCUAAGAUGGUUUUAGUCAUAAGCGUACAGGAAUAUUUAGGAAGGGGAGGGGAGCUGGCGCUUUUUGCCUCAGUAUCAACAACCCAGGUUCUCAUUAAAUGUUGACAUAUUAAACUACAACAAAUUUACAAGCAUGAGAAUAAUUCGAUUAAAUGUGAAUAUAUGUGUGAAUAUGUGUCAAACUAUGUAUUCAGAGCUAGGUCUGAUGACAAAUUUUCUGUGAAAUGUAUUUCGCAUAUACUGCAGAACAAAAGGGAAAGGCUCUCGAAUGAUGGUAAAUCACAGAAUUGUAAAUUAAUUUAUGUUUCUUCCCCUUCAUCAGAUUGGUGUCAAAGUUGAUUUCCCCUUAAAGAUACUAUGUCCCUUUUGCAGGCCAAAAAAAUGAAAAGGUUAAAUUCCAAUGGCAUUUGAAAGAUAAUACUAAUUUAGA